AUGGCUGCUCGAGUUUAUGGGAAGCGCCAGAAUGUCGCCGUCACAAGGCUCGACGGGAAGGGGCCCAAGACUACGACGUGCGCCCAGCGGAUCGAGGAAUUCACGACCCGGGAGCGGAAGCAGUUGACGUUGAGCGAGAUCCAGGUUCUCGACGUCGAGAACCUCUUCCGCACGCAGGACAUCGAUGGCGCAGGCAUGCUGUGCCGCGGCUCGCUGACGGAGACGCUCCGAACAGUUGGCCUCGAGGACAGGCUGGGCGAGCAGGCAUUCCGCACGACAGUGCGGCUUGCCUUCGAUGCCUUCUCGGCAGACUCGCAUUUCUUGUCAAUGACAGAGUUCAAGCAGCUGUACUACCUCAUGAGCAUCCGCUUCCCCGAGCUGCUGCCACGGCAGCCAUUCCUCAAGAUCUGCAUCCUGAGCGCCAAAGGCCUCCCCGCCCUGGACAUGGGCGGCAAGUCCGACCCCUUCACCUCCGUGCAGGUGGUGGGAAAGGAGCGCUCCAAGAUGAAAACCAGGUACAUAGAGAAGACCUUGGAUCCCGUGUGGAGCGAGGAGUUCGAUGACCGAUUCUGCUAUGAACAGGGCGACGCCCUCGAGUUUUGCGUGUUCGACUGGGACAAGGGCAACAGAAGCGAACUGAUAGGCAAGGCACGCCUGGCCAGCAGCGAGUUCCACAAGCAGGGGGGCUUCCAGGGCGACCUGAAACUUACGGACUUGCCAUCGGCGGAUUUUCGGGGACCCGUGCCAACGUUGCGGGUGCGCGUGCUUGUGAGGGAGUUGGAAGCGCCGCCAUUGGAGCGAUCAGCAGCAGGGCAGUUGGUGCCGGGGCAGUGGGCCUCCUCGGAGUCGUUGCCGCCGAGGCGCAACAGCGGGCUGUCGCGCGCCCGGGCGGUGGCGCACUUCGCCGCCGCCGGCGGGGGCCUAACGGAGGGUACUGCCCCGCUGCUCGCUCCCGACCAGGGCGUCGCGCCUGUUGCAGGCAGGGCGGCGGUUGCUGGAGGCGCUCCAGAGUGA
Molecule: messenger RNA, 1014 nt
Organism: Prorocentrum cordatum
Lineage: Eukaryota; Dinophyceae; Prorocentrales; Prorocentraceae
Source: the annotation of a GenBank genome assembly